Molecule: messenger RNA, 1269 nt
Organism: Acytostelium subglobosum LB1
Lineage: Eukaryota; Evosea; Eumycetozoa; Acytosteliales; Acytosteliaceae
Exons: 2
Source: RefSeq, a predicted model, not a curated record
AGUAUAAAAUAUAAGAUGAAUGUGUUACCUUUAUUGUUGGUCCUCUUGCUGGCCUUAGGCCACAUGCCAACACCCUCCAUGCAGUAUGGAGAGUCUGAUCAGUUUGGUAACCCAACCUGGAACGAAAGAGAAGGUCAUGUAAUUUUGAACGCAAUCAGAAUGGACUUAGCCCCUCGCGAGUUUGUAAAUAAGUAUUUCCCAAAGUUUAUGUCUGACGGCUUUUUGGACGCCGUACGCUUCCCUGCUGUGGACCCUGUAUAUAUGAGUAAUGUCAACAGCUUGGCGGCACGCGCCCACUCAAUUGAUAUGGCCGACAACAACUGUCUCCGCAUGGACGACUGCAACGGCACGUCAUGGGCAGAGCGCAUCCAGAAGCUUAUAACACCCGACUGCAUGGGCGGCAUCUUUAGCGAGGUGAUCGCCGGUGGUAUCUCGUCUGGUAUACAAGUGAAUAUGCUGUUGCUCUGUGAGCGCUUCAGCCCGCCUUGUGAGCCGGAUGCCUCGCCCUUUGGGCAGAUUCAGGAUCGCGCCAACAUGCUGAGCGCCAACUUCCACGCUGUAGGCGUCGGCUACUCCUACAGCCCCAAGUCGGACUUCCGUCACUACUGGACACAGGACUUUACCGGCGCCGUCUGUGCGCCACAGAUGUCGCCCAUCUACGGAGGCUCGCAUACCUUUGCCCAACCCAACCUGAUCUACAUGGCCAACUGGAAGGGCGACGGACAGGUUGCCGCGUCCAUCCACAUCCAGCAACCAGGCGUCACCAACGUUAUGAUGUCGUACUCCUUGAUGCGCGACCUUGGUGAGGACGCCCUUGGCACCUACUCAUUCAAUGCCGGCACCUCAUUUACCGAGUGCCAGCUGUACGUCUUCACGUUUGUCGAUAGCCAUGGUAAUACCUACCGUUAUCCGGACACUGGUUCGCUGGCCACCGUUGUCUCUCAGGACAGCAAAUGUCAAUCAUGGAGCUCCACCGAUAUCCUUGCCCCACAUGCUGCCACGCCCGCAUCCACUGUCGCUAGCAUGGAGCCAUCACCAUCCUUUAACACUCCUUCCGAGCUCGCUCAAGAUGACGAUGACAAGAAGAAGGAUAAGGAGGACAAGGCAAAGAAGGAUAAGGAAAACAAGGACAAGAAGGACAAGGAGGACAAAGCAAAGAAGGACAAGGAGGACAAGGGCAAGAAGGACAAGGAGGAUAAGAAGGACAAGGAUCCAAAUUCAUCAUCAACAACUUGUAUGUUAUCAUUGAACACCUCUCAUUCAUUCAUU